AGCCAGAAAGGAAAUGGCUGCUCUGUCUACAAUCUAACAAAUAAAAGGACAUCUCCGGCCAUCUCUCUUCUUCCCCUCGUCGGAAAAAUGAAUCUCCUCCUAUUCUUCGCCGUCGCUUUUCUCGCCGGCGUUCAUCUAAUCCAGUCUACUGUAACCUACGAUGACAAAUCUUUAAUCAUAAAUGGACAAAGAAGAAUUCUCUUAUCCGGUUCCAUUCAUUAUCCCAGAAGCACACCAGACAUGUGGGAGGAUCUUAUACAGAAGGCUAAAGAUGGUGGAUUAGAUGUAAUUGACACAUAUGUAUUUUGGAACAUUCACGAACCUUCACCUGGCAAUUACAAUUUCGGAGAUAGAUAUGAUCUUGUAAGUUUCAUAAAGACAAUACAAAGAGCUGGGUUAUACGUUAAUCUUCGAAUCGGUCCUUACAUUUGUGGAGAAUGGAAUUUCGGAGGGUUUCCUGUUUGGUUGAAAUACAUUCCUGGGAUUAGUUUUAGAACAGAUAAUGAGCCGUUUAAGACUGCUAUGAAAGGGUUUAGUGAGAAGAUUGUUGAAAUGAUGAAGAAUGAGAAUUUGUUUGAAAAUCAGGGAGGACCUAUUAUCUUGUCUCAGAUUGAGAAUGAAUAUGGAGCUCUUAGUAAAGCUCUUGGUGAAGCUGGUAAAGAUUAUAUGAAUUGGGCAGCUGAAAUGGCGGUUGAUCUUGAUAUUGGAGUUCCAUGGGUUAUGUGUAAACAAGAUGAUGCUCCUGAUCCUAUUAUAAAUACUUGCAAUGGAUUCUACUGUGAUACAUUCAUUCCAAACAAGCCUUAUAAACCCACUAUGUGGACCGAAGCUUGGACUGGUUGGUUCACCGAAUUCGGAGGCGCAAUUUAUGAGCGACCCGUUCAAGAUUUGGCAUUUGCAGUAGCUCGUUUCGUAUUGAAAGGCGGAUCAUUCGUAAACUAUUACAUGUACCAUGGUGGGACGAACUUUGGACGUACUUCAGGCGGUCAAUUCGUGACUACAAGCUACGACUACGAUGCUCCAAUAGACGAAUACGGUUUGACAAGGGAUCCAAAAUAUAGUCAUUUGAAGGAACUUCACAAAGCAAUCAAGCUUUGUGAACCUGCUUUAGUUUCAUCACAUUCAAAUCUUACUUCAUUGGGACCUUCCCAACAGGCUUUUGUGUUCUCCGCGGGUAGUGGUCAAUUAUCUACUUGCGCGGCUUUCCUUUGUAAUUCCGAUACCAAAUCUGAUGCGAGUGUUGUGUUUAACGGCAAUCACUAUCAUUUACCUCCUUGGUCUAUUAGCAUUCUUCCCAAUUGUAAAAACGCGGUCUUUAACACUGCGAAGAUUGUAAGCCACACAUCGAGAAUUCAAAUGGUACCGACUAGUUCAAUGGUGUUAUCGUGGGAGAGGUAUGAUGAGGAUAUUUCUUCUAUAGAGGACAACCCAACCAUUAAUGCGGUUGGACUUUUGGAACAACUAAACGUCACUAAAGAUGCCAGCGAUUAUCUUUGGUAUAUGACAAGUGUCGAAAUCAGCUCCACGGAAUCCUUUCUACUUGGAGGAAAUAAGCCUAUGCUAACAGUCAGCGCGAGAGCCCAAGCAGUGCAUGUAUUCAUCAACGGUUUGCUCUCGGGUUCGGCAUAUGGUUCAAACAAGGCAAUGCGAUUUAAACAAACCGUGCCAGUGAAUUUGCAUGCCGGGACUAACAAAAUAGCUCUUCUCAGUAUUACAAUGGGAUUACCGAAUAUCGGGACACACUUUGAAACAUGGAUAGGUGGUGUCAUUGGUCCGGUUUUGCUGCAAGGUCUUGACCAUGGAAGAUUGGAUUUAACAUGGCAAAGAUGGACAUACAAGGUUGGUCUAAAAGGGGAGACGAUGAAUCUCGACACGCCGGAUUGUAGUGUCAUCGGUAUAGACUGGUUUCAUGUAUCGGCUGCAGUCAAAACCUGAAUCCUUUGACAUGGUACAAGGUGAGAAAUUUGUAAAGAACAAAAAAAACAAAUUCAAAUAAGUGCAAGUCACAAUUGUUAGAGAAAUUGAUGAGUUCUUGAAUUUGUUGGUCAGGCUUACUUUAAUGCCCCACAAGGAAAUGAACCAUUAGCCUUGGACAUGAAAGUAUGGGAAAAGGUCAAGUUUGGGAUAAAAGGGCAAAGUAUAGGACGGUAUUGGACGGCUAAAGCGACCGAAAUUGUGGAAACCCGAUGCAGCUAUGCCGGGACCAUAUAGAGAAUCCAAAUGCCAACUUGGUUGUUUGGCAAACCAACUCAAAG
Impatiens glandulifera is the source of this 2255-nucleotide messenger RNA. RefSeq names its product beta-galactosidase 3-like. The coding region runs from base 88 to 1935 and encodes 615 amino acids. Gene Ontology annotation, cellular component: vacuole; cell wall. Gene Ontology annotation, biological process: carbohydrate metabolic process. The transcript is spliced from 15 exons. The record is from RefSeq and is a predicted model, not a curated record. Gene Ontology annotation, molecular function: beta-galactosidase activity. Lineage: Eukaryota; Viridiplantae; Streptophyta; Magnoliopsida; Ericales; Balsaminaceae.